Molecule: messenger RNA, 2964 nt
Organism: Diospyros lotus (date-plum)
Lineage: Eukaryota; Viridiplantae; Streptophyta; Magnoliopsida; Ericales; Ebenaceae
Exons: 5
Coding region: 1-2964 (987 amino acids)
Source: RefSeq, a predicted model, not a curated record
AUGGAGCUGAAUAAGAGUUGGAUUAACAUAUCAAACAGGAUAGAUCAUCGAUACGAACAAGGAAUUCAGGAGUUUAUUCAGUUUGCCUAUAGACAUAAGUCUCCUGGGGCAAGCAUAUAUUGUCCGUGUAUUAAAUGUGUUAACAGAUAUUUUCAUAAACGAGAUGUUGUGGAGGAACAUCUCAUUUUGAAUGGGUUUGACACUAAUUACAUAAUAUGGACGGUUCAUGGAGAGUUAUAUGUGCCUCGUCAUAGUCGAGAAGAAUUUCAAGAUCAGGAAUGUAAUAUUGGAGAUGAUAUGGUGGGAAUGAUACAUGAUGCACAUGGAGUUCCCAUAAACAAUGCUGGAAGUAGUGAAGAAGCUACGAGAUUCUAUGAAUUGUUGGAGAAGGCAGAAACAGAGUUAUGGCCUGGUUGUAAGAACUUCACGACAUUAUCAUUUAUUGUUCGUUUACAACACUUGAAGGUAUUGGGUGGGUUGUCGGAUAAAAUAUUUGAUAUGUUGCUUGAGUUGUUGAAUGAGGCAUUUCCAGAAGGAGUGUCAUUGCCACGAUCGUAUCGGGAGGCUAAGAAAUUGAGUGAGGAUUUAGGUUUUAAGUACUAUAAGUACGAUGCAUGCCCUAACAAUUGUAUGCUCUUUUGGAAAGAUGCAUCAAAGUUGGAUAUAUGUACUUUUUGUGGAGAGUCAAGGUAUAAAGAAUACGAGGUGCACGUGGACGACGAUAUAACGAAGAUGAAAAAAGUCGCUUCUAAACAAGUACGACACUUUCCUUUGAUUUCGAGACUGCAAAGAUUGUUUAUGUCUAACAAAACAGCAUCGUUAAUGAGGUGGCAUGAAGAAGGUAGAACAAAUGAUGGUAUAAUGAGGCACCCUGCUGAUUCAUUAGCUUGGCAAUCUUUUGAUGAACAACAUCCAAAAUUCGCUGAAGAUAGUCGCAAUGUUAGACUUGGGUUGGCUUCUGAUGGGUUUAAUCCGUUUCGAACAAUGACCAUUAGCUAUAGCAUUUGGCCAGUUGUGUUAAUGCCAUAUAAUCUACCGCCUUGGUUAUGUAUGAAACAACCUUACAUCAUCUUGUCUUUAUUGAUUGAUGGACCUCGUGCACCAGGAGACAAUAUUGAUGUGUUUCUGCAACCGUUGAUUCAAGAGUUACAAGAAUUAUGGAACGAAGGGAUAGAAACUUAUGAUGCUUCAAGAAAAGAAAUGUUUCACAUGCAUGCAACAUUGUUGUGGACGAUUAAUGAUUUUCCUGCGUAUGCUAAUUUAUCUGGAUGGAGUACUCGAGGAAGAGUUGCUUGUCCUUGUUGCAUGAAAGAGACAGAGUCCAAAUGGUUAAAACAUGGUGGUAAGUUUUGUUAUAUGGGUCACCGUAGAUUCUUGGAGGACAUGAGUCAUCAUUUUCGGUUAGACAAGAAGAAUUUUGAUGAGACUAUUGAAAACCGUGUUGCUCCUCCUCAGUUAUCUGGCUACGAUGUAUUCAAAGAUGUUGAAUUUGUUAAGAAGAUGUAUGGAAACCGUGAGAAUUCUGGCGCUAGUGUUGGGAGAGGAAUGGGUGGUUGGAAAAAACAUAGUAUAUUCUUUGAGCUUCCAUAUUGGCAAGACAAUUUGAUCCGACAUAAUCUCGACGUCAUGCACAUUGAGAAAAAUGUUUGUGACAACAUAAUUUGGACGUUAUUAAAUGUUUCAGGUAAAUCAAAGGACAACUUGAAAGCACGUCUUGAUUUGAAAGAACUAGGGAUAAGAAAAAAGUUGCAUCCUGAAGAUCGUUUAAGUGGGAAGAAGUAUUUACCUCCUACAUCUUUCACGUUGAAUCGAGAACAAAAACAUAUAUUUUUGAAAGUAUUGAAAAGUAUAAAAUCACCCGAUGGAUUCUCAUCAAACAUAUCACGUCGUGUCCAACUCAAAGAACACACAAUGAGUGGACUUAAGAGCCAUGACAAUCAUGUUUUGAUGCAACAUUUGCUUCCAUUGGCAAUUAGGAGGGUGUUCAAGAGAAAGUAUGUCAGUAAAACUUUGAUUGAAUUAUGCAAUUACUUUAAACAGUUGUGUUCUAAAAACAUUACAGUUGACGAGUGUAACCAAUUGAGGUCACGCAUUAUAUUGGUGCUUUGUCACCUCGAGAAAAUAUUUCUACCGAGCUUCUUCAAUAUAAUGGAGCAUUUAGUUGUUCACCUGCCUGACGAAGUCCAAAUUGCGGGACCGGUAAUGUUUCGGUGGAUGUAUCCAGUCGAGAGGUUCUUAUUGACAUUGAAAAAGUAUGUAAGGACUAGAAGUCAUCCAGAAGGAUCUAUUGCUGAAGGUUACUUGGCAGAAGAGUGUUUGACUUUUUGUGCAAGGACACACUUACAAUCCAUUAGAUUGGAAAGAAGAUGUGCUAGCAAUCGUGAAAUUACACAAAAACACCAUGAAAACUUCCCAUCAUGGUUUCAAAAACAUGUUUAUGAAUUGCAAGUAAGUGGUCACAAUGUACCCAAUGAAGUGAAAACAUUAGCUGCUGGGCCUCACUCAUGGGCAUGGAAGUAUUCUGGGUACAUCUGUGAUUGGGUUGACAAUAAUAGAGGGAUGAAGGUUGACAGUUUGAAUUUCAUAACUGUAAAUUUUAAUUGUUUAAUGUAUCAAGAGAAUAAACCAACAGACGAACCUUUUAUACUUGCAACUCAAGCAUCACAAGUGUGGUAUGUGGCUGAUCCUCUUGAUGAAGAAUGGUAUGUUGUCAUGAAGAUGACACCUAGAGAUUUGUAUAACAUGGGUAAAAGAAAUGUGGUAGGGAGCUGUGACGAGGAAGAUGCUUUAAUUAGUAAUCAUGUUGAAAUCAACAAUGAUCAGUCCUUACAUGCAGAGUUAGGAGAAUCUGAUGAAGACUACUCUUCUGGAGAAUCUGAUGAGGAUGGUAUGCUAGUCGAUAUAUCAGAUGAUGACGACAAUUCCAUUCCUUAUACUGCACACAGUGAUGAUAAUGAUUUCUAA